This is a messenger RNA of Closterium sp. NIES-67, 4808 nucleotides long. NCBI's taxonomy places the organism in Eukaryota, Viridiplantae, Streptophyta, Zygnematophyceae, Desmidiales, Closteriaceae. The record is from the annotation of a GenBank genome assembly.
UGACCCCCCCGACCAUCGCCUCACUCUAGAAACUAGAAUCUGGUUUCAUCGCACUCGAGUUCACUUUCCAUCCGAUCCGACCACGGCCUUAUCUCCUGUUCACGGCCUGAUCGCAUUUGCCUCGCAACAAGCACAGCAGCUCGCGUGACCAGAAUCUUACUUGGAGGAUCAGCUCUAUCGAGUGUUUUAUUUGCGCGAUGGGAAGACUCAAUCUCGGUUUUACGCGCUGAUCACAGGACUGUCAGCGGCGAAUACCCUCUUGGUUCUCGCACUGGUAGAUUGAAGUUCAAUCCCAGAGGUACCCAUUGACUGCCGAGGCCUGCGCUCCUUUUUCGUUGCCUUCCCUCGCGGGCGUUUAAAGAGAACUCUCAAAACGCAGGUGUUUUCAGAGAAUUCUAAAAAAGCAGGUGCCUUUUUUUUUCCAUUCUCAAAAAACACCUACAUUAACUGCCGAGGCCUGCGCUCUUUGAUCGUUGCCUUCCUCGCGGGCGAGUCUCACAGUCGAGUCUCAUGUGGCCGCUCGAAUGACCCUGUAUCCACGAAUUAGUCUACAAUGAGUCACUGCUGGUGCAAGUGCGAGGCGGGCGUGGGGCAGUGCGGCCCCAAGGUGCCCAAGCUCAAGACGCUCUUCAACGCGCACAAGAACCUGGACGACGCGUCGCUGAGACGCGGUGACUGGGAGGCGGAGCUGCACGUCAUCUGGGAGGAGAUAGGGGAGGACAAGGUGACUCGCUCAGAGGAGCUACGAUUGGCCGUUGCAGAUGCCGUGGAUAAGGCCUACGAGAAGGCAGUGCAGGAAGCUGUAGGCCAGCGCACAGCACUGGAGGAGGGCGUGAGCGAAGCAGAGAGGCAGCUUUUUGCCGCACUGGGACCCGAUGCGGAGUGCAUGGUCGCCCCCCAUGCGCUGCCCCUGCAAGAGAGGCUGGACGUCAACCUCUCUCACCUGCACCAGCUCGACUCCCAACGGGCGGAGGGGCACGGAUGGCUGGGCGGGCUGGUAGUGCUGGCUGAACUCAGGAGGCGAAUCAUUUCUUUACGGACGUCGCUGAAGCUGCCAGAGCCGGAGAACGACGUGGACAUACAGGACAUGCUCGAGAGCACAAUGGAGGCCUUCCCUAACGCGCCCUCACACAACCUCACCCGGCAGUCACACAAGGAGAUGGCACCACACCACUCUGUGGUUGCACACCACCACCACCCCACGGGUGCGCCGCACCACUCCAUGGGCCCUCAGCAGCAGCAGCCGCUGGCUCAGCGCCUGGAGGCCUUCUACUCCACGCUCUGCAGCACGGAGGACGCAUGGGCGCAGCAGAAGAGAGCCUCCGAUCAGCAAUCCGCUGCAGAUGACUCGAGAAUGCACUCUGCUCGCCUGCUCUCCCCCUCGGUUCGUCCCCUCACUCACUCCUCCUCCACCUCCCUACUCUCCUCCUCCCGCUCCUUCUCCAAUCUCCGGUCGACCAACCCCCCUCAGUCAGCCACCCCCCCGUUCUCACCCCGCUCUCAGCAGCCUGAUCGAAGCAAGAGAAUCAGUGCAGGUGGGAGGAAAGGCAGCGUAAGAGCAGACCCCUUUGGCCAAAGCAGCAGCAGCAGCAGCAGCAACAGAAGCAACAGAAGCAGCAGGAGCAGGCAAAGCAAGGAAAAGAGUGCGGUGAGGGGGGGAGGAUGGGGGGAAGGAUGGGGAGGAGGAAGGGGAGGAGGAUCAGGAGCAGCAGCAUUGUCGGUGUCAGAGGAACAGCCACUCACACUCGAGUCCCUUGGGCAGCGCAUUCUUCGCAAGAUGGACCAAUUCCAACAACAGGCCACCCGCCGCCUCUCCUCCCCAGCCUCCGCCUCAGCUUCGGCCGAGCCUCUCCCAAACUCCGCCUCAGGCUCGGAAGCCGGUUUGAGGACCAAUCAAGUCCCAAGAAGAGGAGCGGAUGGAGGGGUUUGGGAGAGGGGAGGGGGGUGGGGGCGGUGGGGUGAGGAGGUGGGCGCAGGACGGCAAGGGGGUGCUGAUGUGAGGGGAGACGAGUUUCCGCCAGUGUCGUUUGAGCUUCCGAGCUUUGUUCGCCCAGACACCCCAAGGAACGCUUCGCUUCUCCAAGCCACAGUAGCCGCCGCUGCUAGUUCUGCCGCUGGUGGUGCUGCUGCUUAUGCUGCUGCUGCUAGUGCUGCUGGUGCAGCCUCUGCUGCUACUGGUGGUGCUGCUAGUGGUGACAUGCGCAGGUUGCCUGCUUCUGCUUCCCCUCCUCUCUCCCCUCCUUCUCUGCCCGCCCCUUCCCCCCCUCCGUCCCCUCCCUCUCCACCCACGUUCCAUCCUCCUGCUUUCCUCCCUCCUCCCCUAAACCUCUCGUCUCAUCAACCGGAAAGAAACGGACUCAAAGCUCCUCUUGUGGCUGCCUUGUCCGCAUCCACUGCUGCCAAAUCCGGCACUUCUGGAGCCUCUACUGGCCCUCGUUCUUCUACUGUCACUCCUCGCGCUCUCGCUCUCCCAUCCUUCUUCUCUUCUUCUUCAGGCGUCCCGCCUCCAUCCUCCUCCCCCUCCGCGGCUGCCCUCAUCACUCGCAGCUCCAGCCCCCUCCCUGCGUCCUUGUCACUAGCUGAAGCUGUUUCUUUCACCGAUGAAGCUUUUAGGGCGGACGGCAGAGGUAUGAGGGAGGUGCGAGGGGAGGUGGAGGGAGUGGGAAGAGGGACAGUAGGUGCGGCAGUAGCGGCAGCAAGGAAGGCGGCCGGGAGUUUGUCUGCUGCUGCUGUUACUGCUGCUGCCAGUGCUCGUUUCGAUGCUGCUGCUGCCAUUGCUGCUGGUGCCUCUGGUGCUGUGAUCACUCCUAGGCCUGAUGCGGCAGCUCUUGUUGCUGCUGCUUCCGGUGCUGCAGUUGCUGCUGGUAAUGUCGGUACUGCUGGUGCUCCUGGUGCUGCUGCUGGCGCUGCUUCGGGUGCUGGUGGAAGGAGUGGUGGCAGCAUGAGCAGAGGAACCAGAGCGAGAGCAGCAGCAGCAGCAGCAGGUGGAGGGGGGGGAUGGGGCUCGGGAGGCAGACUCGCCGUCUCUGCUGCUUCGCCCCCCUCCCUGCUCUCCUCCCUGCCUCCCCCUCCACCUCCGCCACAGCAAUCAGCAGCAGCAGCAGCAGCAGCAGGGAAGGGAGGAGGAGCAGCAGCACCAAGAGCAGAAGGGAGGUUGCAGGCAGGGGGGGGCCCACCUCCUCCCCCUCCACCUUCUUCGUCCCUUAAAGCCUCCCCUCCGCCCCCACAAGCAGAAUCCAGAGCAGGGGGGAGGGGAGGGGCGCGGUCCGCAGUUCUGGCAGCAGUGGCGACAGCGGAAGCAGCCAAGAAGAAGAAGGAACAGGAGGAGGAGGAGGCGCAAGGAGGAGCAGCAGGAGCAGGGGCGGUUGCAGCAGCAAGGGCAGGGGGAGGGGGAGAAUCAGGGGCACGAGCGGGGGGAGGGGCAGGGGGAGGGGGCGGAGGAAGGGGGGAAGGGGGAUUGCGGCGGUCCAACAGAAUGGGGCACCUGUAUCGAGGGCUCAAGAGCCGAGUGGAGCAGGCCAUUGCAGGCGCACAGACAUUUGGGGAAGGAGGGGGAGGGGGAGGUGUGGGAGUGGGGGGUGGGGGAGGUGCGGGAGGGGGAGGAGGAGGUGCAGGAGGUGGGGCAGUGCGAGCGAGGGGGAGGCCGCAAGGCGGGGGGAGGGUGUCGAUCGCACUGGCACUGGCGGAAAUUCACCAAAACUCAGCGUAUUUCCAGCAGAUAGAGGCUGACGUGGUGAAACAUUCUGACGCCAUCUGGCAAGCAAAAGCUGAGUUGGAGGCCUUCCAGACCGCCGAUUUUGACGAGCUGGUGGCGUUCCGAGGCAAGAUGGAGGCGCUCCUGCAAGACCUGACUGACGAGACUCAGGUGCUGCAGCGCUACGAGGGCUUCCCCAGCAGCAAGCUGGACAUGCUCCGCGCCGCCGCAUCCCUGCACUCGCGCCUCAUUGCCCUCUCGCGCGACCUGCUGGCUGCAGUGCCCAUGGGGGGCGACUGUGGCGGCGACUCACAGGCCACACCGGCGUCUGUGGCGGCAGUGGGCGCAUGCCUGGACAGGUGUGAGCGGCUGUUUGACCGCGUGAGGAAGGAGGUGGAGGCGGUGGAGCGGACGAGGGAGGAGGAUGCCAAGCGCUAUGCUGCUCAGAAGCUGCCAUAUAGCAGCGGCGCCAUCGACAGAGUGAAAGCAGCGGCUGUGCGGCUCUCAUCCCGCCUCUUGGAACUUUCGGCUCAGGAGAGCAUGAAGCUGAGGGCGUCAGUGGAGCUGGUGGAUGGGCGCAUUCCCGUGUACGAGGUCACCCGGGUCAAGGCAGGUCUGUUCCUCUUGUGGCGCUGCUUUCAGUUCGCUUUCAGGGCGUACAACUUUGCUGGAGGGCAGGAUGAGAUGGCUGAAGAGCUGUCACUGGUAGUGGCCAAGGAGAUGGAAGCCUACCCGGCGUACAUGUGGGGAUAAUGUAACCAUAAUAUGGUGAUCAUUGGUUCAUCCAUACCAUACUCCAGCUCAACCAAUCACCUACUUCCCAGCAGUGAGGAUCAUUUGGAGCGUUUUGAAUCCGCUAUACUUACACCAGCUGUGGAUCUACCGAGACUUGAACUCUGCCCCAGAUGCAUAGACCACCUAUGGCCACCACAUGAUGCCACGGCUGGACAGUAACAGCCCCCCAACAUUCUACAGCCAGAUAAUCUCUCCAGAAGAGCCUCUAGAGCCGCAGCCAGAUAACCCGAGUCCAGAUCAGAAUCCAAUAUUUGGCUCUAAGUUCCUGUCUGUUGGAAAUAUCUCAAAGAACUUAAGCGUUUCUGAAGUGUAACACUAC